Molecule: messenger RNA, 792 nt
Organism: Drosophila persimilis
Lineage: Eukaryota; Metazoa; Arthropoda; Insecta; Diptera; Drosophilidae
Exons: 2
Coding region: 11-508 (165 amino acids)
Source: RefSeq, a predicted model, not a curated record
CUUAAUAAAUAUGUGGAAGAAAUUGAUUUUUGCUGUGGUGCUUGUAGCCUUUGUGGGCGUGCGAUUCGCCAGCUCGCUGACCUGCUACAGCUGCAAUGAUGCCACUUCUUGCAAGAACCCCACGGUCCAGACAUGCUCCAACGCCACGGCCAAUGCCACCAGCGACUGGCUUUCGACGUACCACAACGAUGUGCCCGAAGUAGGUGGCAGCCAGAGCUUCUUGUGUGCAAAUCUCACCUACUACACAGGUCCGGAAAUCCCGCCCACAACACCUCUUGGCCCUAACAACACGCUUACGAGUGAGUUCCUUGGCUGUGCCCAUCCGGAUAUCAGGAUCUGUGCUCGUAAUCUGACCGAUCCGGAUGCCAGGGCCAACUGGAAGUCGCACUGUGGCGUCUGCUAUACUGACAACUGCAAUUACGAUGGACCCGCGGGAACCUUCAGUGGUAGUGCGUACACCAUAAUUGGCUCUAUCUCUGCGCUGCUAUUGACCAAGGUUCUCAGUUAAUUUUUAAUAAAGUGCUUCAACGUUGUACGGAAUCUUAAUGAUAACCUGAUCGCAUGUCUCUCCCUACACAAAAACUGACCGGUGAAGAGAACUUCAGCUUAAACCAAAAAGCCGUUGAGUAGUUGUGCCUUGGCCAAGCAAUAUGUGUGGUCACACUGGCUUUAAUUUGAAGCAUUUUAACAGUCUGGCAGCACAUUCGUGCGUGCCAAAUUUAAAUUUAAAAGGAUAUUCGCAAUUUAUGUAUAUAUAUUAACGCAAAAAAUGGUAUGAGUGCAAUAAAGUUC